UGUGCUGCUGUAAACUUGUGCCUGCUGCGGACUCUGACUUGGAGGAGUCUGUCUUCUGUCUGCUUUCUGACUCCACUCAGGAAUGCAGCGGGAAGUGCGACAGCUUCAACUUACGCAGGACUCUACUGAAGUUUACUGAGCCUUUUUUUAUUUUUUUUAUUUUUUAAAUUCCAUACAUUGUACCUUGAAGUCAGUGCCACUGGAGGCUAUGUUUGCCAAUUGGCAAGGAGUCUAAUUCAGCGACGCGCAUAGGACCUGUAAGGAUUUGGAAAGACUGGCAGUUGCGCGUCGAGCUCCUCAUCUGCAUCAUGGGCUGCAACAAGGUGAUGUUAGGGGUGGUGGGGGCGGCUGUCGUCAUCACAAUAAUAACAGUUGCUGCAAUUUAUUUGAACAAACCUGGUGCAACUAAAAGGCCAUUCACCCUUGAAGAUUAUUUCAAUGAUACAAUUAGAUGGAGAGCCUACAAUUUGUACUGGAUAUCAGAUAAGGAGUAUCUUCAUAAAACAAGAGAUGGAAGCGUAUACCUCCACAAUGCUGAGACAGGAAAGAAGUCACUUUACUUGAGCAAUUCAACCUUUGCUGAAGUAGAUGCUGCAGAUUACCUGUUAUCAGGGGAUAACAAUUAUAUUGCUUUUGAAAGCAAUUACACAAAGAAGUGGAGAUAUUCAUACUCAGCUUCGUACUCCAUCUUUAACAGACAGACUUCCACUUUUAUAUCUGUGAAUCUUCCCCCUGUUGUGCAGUACUUUACCUGGGCACAGAAUGGAAAUAAAUAUGCUUAUGUCUCAGAUUUCAACAUAUUUAUAACUUCUAAUGUCACUGCUGAACCUGUACAAGUGACCCACAAUGGAAAAAAGAAUGAGGUCCUUAAUGGAGUCCCUGACUGGAUAUAUGAGGAGGAGGUGUUUGCAUCAAAUGGAGCGAUAUGGUGGUCGCCAAAUGGAAAUUAUUUGGCGUAUGCAGAGUUUAAUGAUACAGAGGUUCACAAAUUAGAGUACAGCUGGUAUGGAAAUGAGCAGUAUCCUGAAACAGUGGCUAUUCCGUACCCAAAGGCUGGAUCGACCAUUACAAAGGUGAAACUGUUUGUGAUCGACACUGCAAAUCCAUCCAAUCGCAUCCAAGUGGUCGCUCCUGCUUCAGUUAAGUCUGAUGAUCACAUUUUGUGCUCAGUGAACUGGGUUACAGACCAACGCAUUGCUGUGCAGUGGCUCACAAGAAAACAGAAUUAUGUGGUCGUACAGAUCUAUGACUUUGAUGGAAGCAACUGGAUGGAAAAACAGAAAUUUGAGCAAACAAGCAAGACAGGCUGGGUCGGUCAUUAUGUUCCUCUACCUCUUUUCUUUGCCAAGGAUAAACUCAGUUUCUACAAAGUGAUGAGUGACACCCAUGGAUACAAACACAUCCAUUAUGUGAAAGAUGGCAAGGCCACACCUAUUACCUCUGGCAAGUGGGAGGUUGUCUACAUAUCUAAAUUAACAAAAGAUGCCAUAUAUUAUGUGAGUAAUGAGUACAAAGGAACAGCCGUGAAAAGAAACAUGUACAAGAUUGCGAUUGGAAGCAGCCCUUCUGCCCCACAGUGCCUCACCUGUGAGUUGUAUGAGGACAGGUGUCAGUACAACUCAGGUUACUUCAGCUUUGACGCCUCUUACUACAGAAUGGACUGCUAUGGACCUGGACUGCCCCUCUAUACUCUCAGAGACAACAGACACUCAGGUGAAGAAAUCUCCGUUCUUGAGGACAACAAAGAACUGGAAAAUGUUCUGUCUGAAUUCCAGAUGCCAACAAUGCAGUAUGGCACCUUUAAGGUCGCUGGAUUUGACCUUUGGUAUCAAAUGAUGUUACCACCAGAUUUCAAGAAAACAAAAAAAUAUCCUCUUCUUAUUGAUGUGUACGGUGGCCCCUGUAGUCAGACGGUGUCUUAUCGUUUCAAGUUGAACUGGGGCACUUAUCUCUCCAGUUCAUAUGGGAUUAUCUACGCCAGCUUCGAUGGACGGGGAAGCGGUUACCAAGGCGAUGAAAUAAUGCACUCAAUCUACCAUCGUCUUGGGACAUUCGAAGUAGAGGAUCAGUUAACAGCAGUAAGGAAAUUUAUUGACAUGGGUUUUAUCGACAAAGACAGAAUAGCGAUAUGGGGAUGGUCAUAUGGUGGUUACAUCAGCUCCAUGGCCCUGGGUGCUGGAACUGGACUCUUCAAGUGUGGGAUAGCAGUCGCUCCAGUCGCCAAGUGGGAAUAUUACGAUGCCGUGUAUACCGAGCGCUACAUGGGCAAGCCAUCUGAGAAUUCAGACUCUUACAAAAAUUCAACUGUGACGGGCAGAGCCAAGAACUUCAAAACAGUCGACUAUCUAUUAAUUCAUGGCACAGCUGAUGACAAUGUCCAUUUCCAGCAGGCAGCACAGAUCUCCAAAGCUCUAGUGGAUGAGCAAGUGGACUUUGAGGCAAUGUGGUACACUGACAGGGGUCAUUCACUCAGAGGAUCCGCCUACCAUCAUGUCUACACCCACAUGAGUCACUUCCUGCAGAAAUGCCUGGUCAAGCCCAAAUCAGCGAGAUAGAAGUUAUAGUGAAACUUUUUACAAUUGUGUAUUUGUAUCUUUGUAGUUGAUAUUUUUGCAUUGUCAGAUUAAACUCUGUACAUUUUAUGGAUGUUUUUAUGUGCAAUGGAUUUUUGAUUGCUCACAAAAGAGCAGUUGCAUUUCAUGUGAAAUUCUUAAAAUUCUCUUAAAUAUGUGACAUGUGAAACACACUAAAAGCCAUUGCAUGCAUCUGUGGUUACAUUAUUAUGUGAAUUUGAUUAAA
This is a messenger RNA of Sphaeramia orbicularis (orbiculate cardinalfish), 2799 nucleotides long. It is a transcript of the gene fap, whose product is annotated as fibroblast activation protein, alpha. Gene Ontology annotation, cellular component: plasma membrane. Gene Ontology annotation, molecular function: dipeptidyl-peptidase activity; serine-type endopeptidase activity. NCBI's taxonomy places the organism in Eukaryota, Metazoa, Chordata, Actinopteri, Kurtiformes, Apogonidae. The record is from RefSeq and is a predicted model, not a curated record. The coding region runs from base 309 to 2555 and encodes 748 amino acids. The transcript has 26 exons. Gene Ontology annotation, biological process: proteolysis.